AUGGCCUUUUCUAUGUUCCUACGCACACCAGGUUUUACAAGCCGAUUGCUUUCACAGCAGUUAACAAAAUUAGGAACACAACCAGUCCUAAAGCCUGUAUUAGCUCAACGCACUUUAUCUAAUGCAAACACAAUGCUAAAGACCGAAGCUACUCCAAUUUUGAACUCGGUCCGUUCAUUCCGUACAUCUCUAGUACGACUAUCAAGUGAAAAGGCCCAUGAUCACUCUAAGCUGUGGGUAGUGGAGAGAAUAACCAGUGUAUUAUUAGUGCCCAUGAUACCUUUGGCUUUAAUUGCACCCAAUAAGGUCUUUGACUCUGUUCUUGCUGUACUAGUGGUAGCCCAUAGUUUCUGGGGAUUAGAAGCGAUUGCAGUAGACUAUGUCCGAGCAAGCAUUUUUGGACCUGUCAUCCCUAAACUUGCCAUUGGUCUUGUAUACCUCAUCUCUAUUGCAACUCUUGGUGGCCUUUUCUACGUUAUUACCCAUGAUAUCGGAGUAGCUAAUUCUAUCAAACAAUUCUGGUCCAUAAAAGCCGGACAAAAGGCA
Messenger RNA from Brenthis ino (lesser marbled fritillary), 546 nucleotides. Lineage: Eukaryota; Metazoa; Arthropoda; Insecta; Lepidoptera; Nymphalidae. The record is from the annotation of a GenBank genome assembly.